Messenger RNA from Aspergillus wentii DTO 134E9, 1109 nucleotides. RefSeq lists its product as uncharacterized. Gene Ontology annotation, molecular function: oxidoreductase activity, acting on the CH-OH group of donors, NAD or NADP as acceptor. The record is from RefSeq and is a predicted model, not a curated record. The transcript is spliced from 4 exons. Lineage: Eukaryota; Fungi; Ascomycota; Eurotiomycetes; Eurotiales; Aspergillaceae. Bases 12 to 1049 code for a protein of 345 amino acids.
CUCAGAUAGAAAUGCCUCAAUUCACUACUGCCCUCCCAUCCGGCUCGACCAUUCUCGUCACCGGCGUGAAUGGCUUCGUGGCUUCCCAUGUCGCAGACCAACUACUCCAUCACGGAUACAGGAUACGAGGGAGUGUCCGUGAUAUGCAGAAGAGCAGCUGGCUACAGAAUACUUUCGAAAAGAAAUAUGGGAACGACAGAUUCGAAUUGGUACAAGUGGAGGACAUGACAGUUGAUGGUGCUUGGGAUAAAGCUAUCCAAGAUGCAACUGGAAUCAUCCACGUCGCUACCAUCUUCGGCCGAAGUGAUCUAGUCACUGCCAUAAUGCAAGCAAAUGAAAAGCUCCUAACAGCCGCAAAGAAGAGCAACGUGAAGCGGUUUAUCUAUACAUCCUCGUCCGAAGCUGCCAUUUACACUUCUGCCGACAAACGAGGGCAGUUGAAAGUGGAUCCUCAGUCUUGGAAUGAACAAGCUGUCAAGGAUGCAGAGACUCCUGGAGAGGAUCUCGCAAAAGGAUUCCAGGUUUACUGUGCCAGCAAGACAAGAGGAGAACAGGCGAUCUGGAAGUGGGUGGAUGAGAACCAGCCGCAGUUUGUGCUCAACACAGUUCUACCGUCUCUAUGCUUUGGCAGAUCUGUUGAUCCCAAAAAUCAAGGACACGCAUCUUCAUCUGCCUGGCCAUCAGCAAUCUUCCGGAAUGAGUUAGAGACUAUCAAACCGAUUAUAGGCAGUAUCAUUCCUACCGGAGCCUACUGCGUCGAUGUGCAAGACGUUGCACGACUGCAUGUAGCCGGUCUGUUGCACUCGGAUGUUGAGAAUGAACGACUCUUUGCAUUUGGCUCUCAAUUCGUGUGGAACGACAUUACGACCCUGUAUCAAAAAGCAUACCCCGAUCGUGAGUUUGCUAAGGAACUACCGAGCAUGACGUCUGCCAGACCACUUGAGAUUGAACGCGCAGGUCGGGCUGAAUGGCUGCUCAAGGAGAUGGGUACAUCGGGGUGGACUGCGUUGGAGGAUACUUUGAAGGCAAAUAUAGAAGAUUUAGUCUAAUUCUCCAUUCGAUCAAUGGAUGUAUAUUCUUGGACUGUGAUAAAUAUAAUGCAAUUAGAC